This is a messenger RNA of Polychytrium aggregatum, 1688 nucleotides long. RefSeq lists its product as uncharacterized. Gene Ontology annotation, molecular function: zinc ion binding. Gene Ontology annotation, cellular component: nucleus. The record is from RefSeq and is a predicted model, not a curated record. Gene Ontology annotation, biological process: regulation of DNA-templated transcription. NCBI's taxonomy places the organism in Eukaryota, Fungi, Chytridiomycota, Chytridiomycetes, Polychytriales. Bases 69 to 1586 code for a protein of 505 amino acids. The transcript has 7 exons.
CUUGAAACCCCAUCGCUCUGACCCGCUUGGCGACCCGCAACGCUGCCGUCGUUGAUCCCGCUUCGACAAUGUCCUCUCUCGAAUCGUGGGCCGUCGAUCGUCUGUCGAUAUUUCUUGGGCUUUCGAGCCAAGAACUCGGGCAGUUCAUUCCGCAUCUCCUGUCGCUCGACACCCCCGCCGCUGCGACAGAUUACCUGCAGGGGCUCCUUGGCGACUCGGCGGAGGUGCAGGAUUUCAUACAAGAGUUUCAGUCUCGUCGAUUCCCCAGCCGACAGCCGUCACGAAAAGAAGCCGGGAACAGAACAAAGCAUCCACAGGGCGCAAGUGGCAAACCACAGCUCGGAGGAGCCGGUUUGUCUAAUGAACGAUCCAGAGCAGAAAGCCCACGACUCGCCAAGCAACUCCAGCCUCCGGUAUCGUCGCCAUCGCCGUCUCAGUCUCCAGUCCCGGCUCCCAAGGUAUUGAGGAUUUCGUCUGAAAAGUCAACCCCGGCACAGACGCCGAAGAAGAUCCGGAACAAGAAAGCCACACCAGCUCUGACAGUCGAGGAAAUCGAGUUCAACGUGAAGGUCGGCAACGCCAUCGGGUUGAACGGGCGGCUCUAUUGCGAAUGCGAAGCUGCAAAGCAUGGACUCUUGACCAACUGUCUGUGCUGUGGCAAGAUCGUAUGCAAACUGGAAGGUGAAGGCCCAUGUCCCAGCUGCGGCACUCUGGUCGAGUCGCGAGAGCAGCAGCUCGCCAUGUUGCAGCAGCGGAAGCAGAAGAAGAGCGAGAGCGGGCCCAAGAAAACGCCUGCCGGGAAAGAUGUCUUUGCCGGCGCUCGCUAUGCACAAAAGUCGGGCUCACAGCCGCCAUCUGCUGCGUCGGUUGUCGGCGGCGGGCUCGGCGACAAGUUCCAGUUCCCAGAACUCCAGAGCGAAAAGGCUCGCCAACAGCUCGAGCAGGCGGAGAGACACAAAGAAACACUGCUGAGCUACCAGCGCGACGGUGCUCGGCGCACCAAGGUUCAUGAUGUCGCGGGUGACUUUGACUAUGAGCGCAAGGCAGCCGAUAAGUGGUCGAGUGCCGAGGAGCGAGCACUGGCCCUCAAGAAAGCGUACGAACUGCGACAGCGAGAGGAAGAUCGCAAGCGCAACCGCAUUAUAUCGAUCGAUCUGGUCAACAAGACUGUUCAUCAUCAAGAUUUGGAUGCCAACACUGCCGGAGCCCUCAAUGAAGAACUGGAAGAUGAGCCUCGGCCACGCACGACCGACUCUGCAUUGCCGGCCAGCUCGCUUUCUCGGAACCCGUUCCGGUCAUUCGAACGGCCGAUAUAUUUGGAGACUGUCCCCGAUACCAAUGAACAAGCUCAUUCUCGAGAGGGCAAGAUGGUGUCAAGGUCGGAUCCGGAACCCAAGGCAGGGGUAGCUGUGACAAAGGGCCUUCAAUCGAGUCAAAGAGCUGGUGCCGCUCUGGCAAAGCAACCAAAAGUAGCGACAAAGCGUCCUCAGCUCAAUCGAAUCCAACACGACUAUGAUGGCGGAUGGAGUGCCGACAUGCUGAAUGAAGUUUCACACGGCCUCAGCGAAGAACCCGCAUGUGGAUAGAGACAGGAGCGACAAGAUCCCGGCAACCCGGACAGCACAUGCCAUGGUGAUGUUCGAGAUAGAUUGACACCCAGCGAGGUGUGAAUGAACUUAUUUCACCGA